Molecule: messenger RNA, 486 nt
Organism: Diachasmimorpha longicaudata
Lineage: Eukaryota; Metazoa; Arthropoda; Insecta; Hymenoptera; Braconidae
Product: larval cuticle protein A2B-like
Exons: 2
Coding region: 1-486 (161 amino acids)
Cellular component (GO): extracellular matrix
Source: RefSeq, a predicted model, not a curated record
AUGUUUCUAAAAGUGGUAAUUGUCAGUGCCCUGGUGGCAGUGGCCAGUGCUGGAUUUCUUCCAGUGGCUCCCACGACGGUGGCAUAUCAACAAGCUCACGCUCCCGUGAUUUAUCAUUCAGCACAUCAACCUGUCGCUUAUCACGCACCUCCAGUGGCCGUAACUUACGGACAUCCCUCUGCAGUGUCCGUUCAAAAGAUUCUCAAUCCAGAAGAUGAUCCACAUCCUCAGUACAGUUAUACGUACGAUGUUCAGGAUGCUACCACCGGGGAUUUCAAGAAUCAGCAAGAGACUCGGGAUGGUGACACAGUGCGAGGUAGCUAUUCCCUCCUCGAGGCCGACGGAACCCGGAGGAUUGUCGAGUACACUGCAGAUGCUAUCAAUGGAUUCAACGCAGUUGUUCAUAAAGAACCUGCCCAAGUUGCUGUGAAGACUGUCCAUGCAGCUCCUGUUCUGCAUGCAGCGCCUGCCUAUAUUCAUCAUUAG